This is a messenger RNA of Aspergillus calidoustus, 854 nucleotides long. The record is from the annotation of a GenBank genome assembly. NCBI's taxonomy places the organism in Eukaryota, Fungi, Ascomycota, Eurotiomycetes, Eurotiales, Aspergillaceae.
CUCCGGAUUCCCUCAGCACAAGCCCAAGGGAAAUGUCAGUGCGUCCGUCCGUCACGUUCCGACAGCAUAUUCAAGGUCCAACAUGGGGCUACCCGAUUUACCGUACCAGUUACACGCCUGCACUGCAACAAGCCUGGGAGCGCACGGUUGGAAAGAUCCGCAGUGCAAUCAUACCGAGCAUUGAAAAGGAGCAGCACGAUGCAAGAUCAGGAGCUUUACGCCCCGACAUCGAUCCAGCUCCAGUAGACUUCGUCAAAGACCCGCUCCAGCUCGUGAUGCAUGAUGAUACCAGCCGCUAUGACGACAUUGACGAGGCGGGUGCUCGCGAGGCGUUUCAUGCCUGGUGCUCUCCGCCCGGGGAACAAGUAUUCACCAUCGCGGAUAUCCUCGCUAAUCCUGAAGCCUCCAAGGUUUGGACGCGGGCCGACCUCCCUGUCUCCGAAUGGAACGAAUACGGGGAAGGCCCAUACGUCAAGGCCAGUGCGCGUUUGCCAGCUAUGGGCGCGGACUAUGACGGCUCGUUCAAGGUGGCGUUGACCUACCUGUGGGGAUUGAUUGGUAAAGCAGAUAACCAGGGUGGCCUUGACCAGUUCCUGCCACCGACGCGACAUAAGACGGGCGAGCGACCGGUUUAUAAUGGGCGCUGGCCAGAGGAUGUGGACUUGGAGUCUCUAGGGCUUGACCCGGAUGAGGUGCCGACGCUGGAGCACGCAUUCGAGGAGAGCAGGGAGCCCACAGGGUUUCGAUCCACGCUCCGGCCUGUGCAAGUCUCAAGUAAUUUAAGAAACUUGAGCUCCUUUUAUGAGACGGCCGGCAAGUUGCCAACUAACUCAUUCCGUGAUCCUGCUAAGUAA